This is a messenger RNA of Amoebophrya sp. A120, 292 nucleotides long. The record is from the annotation of a GenBank genome assembly. NCBI's taxonomy places the organism in Eukaryota, Dinophyceae, Syndiniales, Amoebophryaceae.
GAAAAUAGCGCGAGCGCGGGCGCAAGGGCACGCGCUAGCCAGCGCGGGCGAUGGCGCUGGCGCUCGCAUGUGAAGCACAGCAGGGCCUCCGCCUGGCCGGCGGCGGCCUUGCCGCGGAUCGUAUGCCCAGCGGAUCGAGAGCCCCUUCAUACAUUUCGCCUACAUUGCGACCCGGGUGGCUGUUUCAAGCGCGCCGCGGCGGAACGGUGUGGAAAAUACCCGGGCCAGGGCCAGGCGCGGCAGGCGAAUGGAAACAAAAGAGACGGCGCUGCGGCUUUAUUGAAAACUGCGG